GCGGGGGCAACAACAACAACACACACCUAGCUACACUGAGAAGAACAUCUAAAGAAAUGAUAUGAAAUGUCCUUUUUGUAGCUCGUGAAUGCUGCUUUAUCACAGAUAGGCAAAACGUUCCCACGAACAGAGUACAAAAUAAUUCUGCACGGAUGUGAAUUCGGACGCUAUGUUGUGUUUUUAACACAGAAAUAACAUGUUAUGUCGCGCAGACCAUAGAAGCUAACUAGCUGUAACGUUACGAUUCGCUUGCUUACACCCUGUCUGGUUCUUCUUUUUCGGUUUUCUGUUUCAUGUCAGUGGUCUCCGGUACGUCGCGCAGACAUGGAGAGCUUGUACAAGCGGAAAAUGUUCGCGUCGAUGCGGAAAACCAAGGUGGACGCAUCGAAGAAGCGACAGAUCGGCCUACCCGCCUCCAUCCUGGACGACAGUGACGAAGGCUCCUUCUCUUCCUCCUCGUCCGUAUCCCAGUCCGACUUUCAGAGCUCCCCGGAAGAGGACAGUGAGCAGGAGGACCGGGACCGGAGCGAUUCUGGGGCGACUUCGAGCGACGACAGCCGCUCAGUGACACGCAGAAAGCGCUCGUUCUUGGGAGGCGACGACAGCUCCUCAUCCUCCAGUCCCGGGGAGGAGGAGGACGAUGAGGAGGACAGGAGCCAGCCGAAGAGGAUGGUGCAGCCCAGAAAGCGGAGCAGGCUUCAGCGGCAGGACGAGUCGGACUCGGACCAUGCGGAGGAGAAGCUGAGAGAGGAGGCGGAGAAGGCGAAGAGGAGGCAAAGACACAACAAGCUGCUGGCACUGUCUCGGAGGAUGAAAGCUCGGGUGCCGAGCCGCAGGAGGUUCCGCCUGAAGCAGGGUGGUGAUGUGGAAGAGUCUAAGGAAGCUGAGGAUGCAGCUGGUGGUGAUGAAGAUGAAGGCGGAGGAGAAAACGGCAGCAAGAGAAAGGCCUCAGAUGAGGAUGACGGAGGUGGAGUGGAGGAGAAAGACAAAGACGAGGCAAAGGAGGAGCAGGAAGAGGAGGAGGAGGAGGUGGUGGGGAAGAAGUAGAUCCGUACCAUGAUGGAGGACAGAGGAGAGGUUGAAGAUAAAGACCUAAAAACUUAAACCAUCUGAAAAUGACUCAUAACUGUUUGUACAGUUGUUUGUUUUUUGGUCAUUUUUCCUUGAUGUUUGUGCUCCUGUCAUGGGUAAGUAGGCUACACAGUUAAAUGGUUUCUUUUUUGUCUGUUCUAAUUGUGUUUAUUGCUGAUGUACCAUCGGGAGUCUGCACAGGGUGUUAUAUUUUGAAAAUUUAUCGGAUUCUCCAUGCGUUCCUGUCUUCUUGCCUGGCUCGAUCUGUUCUGUGCAGCUGGAUGCGGCGUCUGUUAAAAAAAGACUUCUGGUGGAAUCACAAGCUCCCAUUGGAGUUUGAAGUCUUGUGGCGGACGGAACAAAGCCGUCACAGCUGGGACAUGAUGCAGCCACACCAUGGUAGAAUCCCUGUGUUAGAGUGGUGGUGAGGUCAAAAAGUGGCUGGUGGAUAUGUCGCUCCUGAUUUAGUUUUAUAUAAUAUUCUUUGUGAUUUACAACUGACAUAAGUCAAGUUUUAUUUAUAUAUCUCAAAGUCAUAAAUUCCAGUUGAUGGUCCCAGAUAGAUCUCAUGUCACUUGUGUUCCACCAACAGGUGCAGCUUCUCACAGGUAGAUGUUGUGUAAAACUGCCAGCUUAUAAUGUUGCAGAUGAAGAUAAUCAGUCCUUGAAGGAAGCUGUCAGUGAUGGAAAUUUUCUGUGUUUGUGGUUGCUAAUGCAGUGUUCACAUCAUAUGGAAUGGAUAGUAAAGAAAGAUUCCUAUUCCUAUUCCUAAUAUCUUAUAAGUGUUCACCUCAGCAGACAACUCAAGAUGAUUGUAUGAUUACAGUGUUGGUCAAGUGAGGGUUAAAAAUACUGUGCUUUAACAAUAUAACACUAUAUCCAUUAUUUUAUUUUUUUCUAAUCACCUUGGAUUAUGUUCUUUGGCUUUUCCCCUUUUGUUUGAUAUUUUAGGCUUUUCAUAUCAUUAGUGACAAAUCUGACACAUAAAAGCUUUCCAAAAAUUUCCUUGUCAGAUUGGGACUUAAACUUUGAUGUGAAUGUGAUACAAGCUACCUGCAGCUACAUACUCUCCCCAUACAACUAGCAUAGCAAGUGGAAUCUGUUGGAUAUAGGAAGAAGUGCAGCACAGUGGACAGGACCUCAUCAGUGUCCGCUGACUGUCUGCAGGACAUGAAUCUCAUCUGGCUGAAAUAUCAGUACAAACAAUGAGACACUGAGAUGAAGAAAUCGUCCUCUAUUGAUGAAACGCCAAAGGUAACCGACUCUGGGAGAGAAGUCGACCACGAGAGAGCACUGCUGUCAGAAACAUCAUUUCAGACAGCCUCAAGUGAUGAAACUCUGAUUUCACAGGUGUGGAUAGGCAAUAGCUGCUGAGGCUUCUGGGUACUGCAGUCAGUCAUUCAACAUACCCAACUGACAGCACUCAAAAUCUUUUUUGUUGCACUUUUCUAAAACAUAACACUACAUGGAGCACUGUUCCAGCAAAGGAAACUUUAUUUGGUAAGUUUUUUGUGAUCACUGUCUGACAGACUCCUGGCUGAUGUCAGCAGUGGACUUAGACUGAAUUAUUUCAGUCAUGAACUGAAACACCCGUCUAUAGUUUUAAAGAAAUGUUUGUGUUUGGGAGUUCUGUCCAUCCCUUCUAUGAGUUAUAUGUACAUGUGACUCAGCUGCCACCCUCUAGCUUCAGAUGCUUCAACUUGAGGAUUUGCUGCUUUUCUCUGUCUCAUUUCUUUGUAAACUGAGUGUCUUUGGGUUUAGGACUGACAAAAAAAAGUCAUUUCAAUACACAUUUAUGCACUUGGGAAAGUGUCAUCGACAUUUUCACUGUUAUCUCACAUUUUAUAACAAAAACAAAAAUGUAAUGAACGCUUGAAUCGAUAAGGAGAAUGAUAGGCCCAAAAAUGUCUAGCCAUACUCAUCCGUUACUCUGAAAAAACUCCUGACAUUUUAAAUGUGUUCACUUUUGAGUUUCUCUCCAGAACUAACAGGACUGACAGGACUGAGCCCAAAGUAUAGGUUUGCCUUGAGUUGUGAUAAACAUAGACAGCAAGCGUGGAUGUUCAUUCUUGACCUUUAGCAACAGUAAUUGACCUUUGGCACUAAACUUCGCAUAUACCAGAACUGUUUCAAUAUUGAAAGAUUUCCAGUAAAAUGUUGUCACAGCUGACAGGAAAGAUGGAGACUCAGACUGUGAAAGAAACAUGAGUAUUUUUUGUGAAGUUUGUACAUGUCAUCUGAGAUUCUGGACAUUUCUUUUGAAUACAGAAAAAAGGAUUGCAAUUCACUUUAGGCACUCGCUGAAAGCAUUUAAUUUGAUUUGUUAUUCAUUUGUGUAAAUGAUAACAUAUAUCGAGUUUCUUGUAGUGUAUAUAGAAUUCAUUUGGACAGCCCAUCCAAAAACUUCCUUCAUGCUUUUCUAUUUAUUUAUUUCUCUUGAUUGUAUGUCACAGUGCUGCAUGCAUGUUACCUUGCGAGGCAGCUGUUUUGACAAGAUCAUGCGAAUCCAGACUUCUUUUCAGGCUUAAAGUUAUGUCAUCAGUUAUAUCACAACUGGACAGUAUAUCUUCAUUGAAAGAAGAGCAAAGAACAGCACCGGCUUUUCUCCAUGGAAAAGAUGUUUUCUCUUUUCUCCCGAAUGGCAUCGACAAGAGUCCUACUAUGUCAUGGUUUGUUGAGCUGAUUGAAGUUAGCUUGUGAUAGAUGGUGAUAAACAGAUGGUUCAUCCAUUCACCUGCUAUUUUUUGAAAGUGCCUGCCCUUUUCCAAACAUUUUCCAUGGUCGACUUCCCAGAUGUGUAGCAAACAUCAGGCACAUCAGGUUAGCAUUCAUGUGCUAAUAUACAUGGGAAAAAUAUCCCAAUUCAGAAGUGUGCUCCUUUUAAAAUUCACUUCUAUUCUUGUUUUUCCUCUCUCCCCUCGCCCCUUCCAUUUAUUCUGCUUCCAUAAUGAUGCGUUUAAUUGCAGUUGUAUAGAUAAAAAAAGACAUCCCUGAUGAUAACUUCAGCCUGUUUUUGCUGAUUUUGAGCUUUGACAGCUACACAUAAGAUAUAAGCUGCUAAGAAACUGAGCUGUAAAAAGUUGUUUAUGUCCAGUUUUCAGUCUGAAAUUCAAGCGGAGUUUAACUGUGUUUCACUAGUAACUACCGGUACUUACCCUCAACCCUUGGUAUUGUGUAACAGCUCACAGAGGCCACUUGGAGAGCACAGGGUAAGUGAGCAUGGGAGGUGUGGGGGAUUUAAAUGUAAUGCACUGUCCCUUGUCAUCAGUAGUCAUGAUGGAUUGGCGGCUAGUUAUGUAUGCAGUGCUUUAUUGUGCCUUGCAGGUACUUCACCAUCACUGCUGAUGCCUUUCAAUGAGAAGCUCCGUCUCUAAAUACCAGUACAACAUAAACAAUCACCAUUGUGUGUCCUACUAACAUUACUAUAAUGUGAAAUGAUGGACAAAACAGCAUAAUUCAGUAAUUUGGUAAUUCUGAAUGCAAAUAAUGGGCAAUUGUGUCAUGCUACUGAAGGAAAUUGCUUAGCAUGACAAUUUGACUUUUGACUUGACUGAUUGUCUGGAUAUUGUUACUUACACUUGUAGAUUGUUUUCUCAGACAUUUUUUUUUCUGUUUGUUCCGAUCAGAAACAUCUGGUUUAAAUACUUUAAAUCAGCACCUCGUUGAUCAUAGUGGAGCUGACGUAUGCACUGUGGUUGAUCUGCAGUGCUGAGUCAUCAUUGUUCUCUCUCAGCCCUUGAAGGGUAGAUCUCAAGUUCAAUUGAGUUUUGCAGAGAAAUGGAAUGACACUUGUCAUGGUGGCAGAGAUUCCCCCAAGGCAAAUGCUAAGGGGAAGUCAACGACUUGAACAACUAAAGAAAUGUGCUGUGUAUUUACUUGUUUCUCAGUGUAUAUCUUUGUUGCUGUAUAAAGCUCUUUAGACCAGCCUACCCCUAUUGAAAACAUCUCCUUUAUUAAUAAAAUUUCAUUUUUUGU
This is a messenger RNA of Chelmon rostratus (copperband butterflyfish), 5046 nucleotides long. It is a transcript of the gene ccdc82, whose product is annotated as coiled-coil domain containing 82. Bases 325 to 1047 code for a protein of 240 amino acids. The transcript has 2 exons. The record is from RefSeq and is a predicted model, not a curated record. Lineage: Eukaryota; Metazoa; Chordata; Actinopteri; Chaetodontiformes; Chaetodontidae.